This is a messenger RNA of Daphnia pulicaria, 2093 nucleotides long. RefSeq names its product protein Star-like. The transcript is spliced from 5 exons. The record is from RefSeq and is a predicted model, not a curated record. Lineage: Eukaryota; Metazoa; Arthropoda; Branchiopoda; Diplostraca; Daphniidae. Bases 74 to 952 code for a protein of 292 amino acids.
UAAACUAACAAGAUCACGUCAAGAAAAUCAGACUACAACUACUGACAAACCAUUUCCAAAUAAAUACAAUCUAAUGGAGGAGACCUAUGGCAAGGAAUGGUCCAAGGCCCCAGCGGACGAGUACUCGGUUGAUUGCACCGUAGACUACGCUAACGCAAAUCAGUUGCAGCAAGAUCAUCCGUGUGUUGUUCAUUUGAUUCAGAGCAAUUACCUCCGCCCACCAGCACCCAAAAGAGUCCCGUAUCAAAUGGACUAUCCCGAAACGAUCGAUCCUUCCGACGGCCAAUCUAAAGCCAUUUUAAGAAUAUUGCAGAAUAAAAUCAACGGCUUUUUCAUCGAGUGCGGUGGUUACGACGGCGAAUUCCUGUCAAACACUUUGUACAUGGAGCGAUCACUCGGCUGGACUGGAUUGCUCAUAGAAGCUGACAAACAAGCGUACAGCCGACUGAUAAGACGGAAUCGCAAAGCUUAUACUUCACCCGUCUGCCUUAGCACGAAGCCAUAUCCAAUGCAAGUCACCUACAAUGGCUCCGUCUCGGCAGGGAGUUUUGUUGUUUCGCAAAAGGAAAUGAAUGGAGAUCAGCAAUCAAAUGAGAUGCUUGGAAUCCUAGAUGGAUCGGCUGUAAACGACACUAAAGACAUUUACAAGGUUCAGUGUUUCCCGCUGUAUUCCAUCCUACUCGCCAUUGGCAGGACCCACGUAGAUUACUUCGGUCUCGACGUCGAGGGGUCAGAGUACAAAAUAUUGAAAACUAUUCCGUGGCACAAAAUUUACGUCCAGACAUUAACAGUGGAAUGGAAUCACACGCCUGAAGGUGAACCCGCCAUAUCCCGACUGAUGGAGGGCGACAAUUUCAUCAAAUUCGGAAUGUUUUCAAUGCCUUACUCACAUGAAGUCGUCUUCGUUCAAGAUUUUCUCUACGGCUUUAGAAUAUUCGAGGACGAGGCUUAGAUCACCGGUAUUUUUUUCUUUUCUGUAUUACGACAUUGGCGACGAAAUAGGAAAUAUACUAUUAUUUUAAAAAUAUUGCCUGACGAUUAAUUGUGCUUCUAAUCGCUUUUAAAUUUGUUUGUUUCCAAAGCUACUGUGGCAAUAUCAGACAAUUUAAUUUUUACCAAAUCGUGUGAGCUAUUGCAUCCUGUCGCGCGGAAAGAGACGUGAAAACAUUAGAAACUGUUUGGCGCACGGUAUUGCUAUUCAUGCAAAGAAAAGGGUACUAAAUAAAACCGUUCGAAAAUACAGGAAAAGGCCCAACAAAUUCUCCUCAGCGACCUUGUUAUAUCUGCCCCUUUAAUUGUGUACUUGACAUCCAUAAAGGUGACCAACUACUACCGUCUACUGCCGUCUUUCUUCGCCGGUCUCAAUUAAUUCAACAUAUUUCAUGAUAAAUUGUUUGGCGCACAAUUUUAAAAAUGAGGAAAGGGUUAAAGAUAAAACCGUUGCGAAAUAACAGGAAAAGGUCAUACAAAUAGUGAAAUACUCCCCCCGACCGUUUGACCUACCCCUUUCGUUGUAUUCUUGACAUACGUGUCAAGGUGGCCAACUGCCGUCUAUUUUUUCGCCGUACUCAAUUGCAAGGAAAAUAUGGUGGGCGUAGUCUUGUGUAGGGCUAGGGGGUAGUAAACGAUUUCAGAGAAAAUUUGAAAAGGAAUGUGUUCUCCGAAAGGAUUGGAUGGAUAUGGGUUGUGACGGUGGAUGGGAGGAAAGGUAGUCAUAGCGCUUCCAUCAAAAGACAAAGAUACGAAGCCCUCACGUUUUCUCAAAAAAAUACGGUAAGCAAAUUGGCGUUGAAUUGUCCAGCUCUUAAUUGCUAUUUGCUAUUUGAAAUUUUCAAAACCAUUUUCAAGUCCAUCACCGGAAAUAAUAUUCAAGUGGAAUCAAUCGGCGCAAUUCCGGAUGCAGGUACAGACGCGCUCGUUAGACUCGGAUGUCCGUCAUAGUCCGUGCCCUGCUGACAAUAUCUUCCCCAUUUCCUCAAUUACUUUUUUAAAAUCAUUCUCCCAACUGCUUUGGCGUUUUUCACGUGAUCAAAUCAAAACGAGAGGUGAAAACAAUCACACAUUUCAGGCCUUUUGAUAAAAAUGGGAGACAC